Molecule: messenger RNA, 2761 nt
Organism: Alligator mississippiensis (American alligator)
Lineage: Eukaryota; Metazoa; Chordata; Crocodylia; Alligatoridae
Gene: C5H7orf57
Product: chromosome 5 C7orf57 homolog
Exons: 8
Coding region: 182-1066 (294 amino acids)
Source: RefSeq, a predicted model, not a curated record
GUCCCCGUCGCCAUGGUGACGCCGGAGCGUACGGCAGUGCUGGCGGCGGGCGUCGCGCGCCUAGUACGGCCCGGCGGAGCGGGGAGUCUCGCGCCCAACGGCGGCGCGGGGAGGGGCGGGGCGGGGCGGGUUCCUCGUCCCGACGCCGCGUGUCCCCGCCUGUCCCCUGCAGGCCCGAGCCAUGAGGAGCACGCGCAACGAGCCGCCCGGGCCUCUCGCCCGCCACGCGGCCUGCGAAUGGUACUGCCAUGUACCAUUGAAACCAUCAGAGAAGUCAGAAAUCCCACUCCCUCCAAAAUCCCAGAUCCCAGGAUUGGGUGACUUCAUGGAGCCUUCCAGUGAAAUUACAUUUGGGGGCCGCAGAAAAUGGAUAAAAGACACUGACUCAGAAUAUGUGAAGCUGGCAAAGCAAGGAGGACAACCUGAUUUGUUGAAAUAUUAUCCACCUACUACAAGAAAGUCAUCCCCAGUAGUUUAUGCGCUACCUGACUGGUACACACACCACACUAAAACACCAGUAACUGAUGAAUCUAAAACCUAUGUCUCCUCAAUGCCAGACUACAUGGUUCAUGAAGAGUUUAAGUCUGAUCAACAAAAUAGUAACUAUGAAACAAAACAAGGGCCUUUUGAUUUUGAUGUGAAAAGUGUUUGGCAGAGGGAUGCUGAGGAUAAGGAGAACAAAGAGAAAAAAAAGGUAAAGCUUCCUGCUAUAAAACCUAAGUACCCCAACAGAAUGCAGAAUGUUCCUACAAAUAAGGAAUUCCAUGAAGGAAAUAGGCUUUACUUUCCACCUAUGCCUGUUCAGAAAAACGGUGAACCAGUAAACUUCAGUAAACUGAUCAGUAAUGGUUACAGCAAUGACCAGAUUCAGCAACAUGGUGAAGGGGAGAAAAAGAGUCAGCAAACACCAAAAAAUAACGGGCAAGCUGAAGAAUUGAAAAAUCAACCAAAUGAGAGAGAGAAAGGAAGGACAGGCAUAAUAUGUAAAAAGAUGAACAUUCUACGCAUUCCAGCCCGAAUCAACUCCCACGCAGGACAAGUGAAAGUUGCACCUUCAGGGAUGUAACAAAUAUGAACACUUAGAGAGCAUCAAGAAGAGUAAAGCUUGAGAUGGCUUAUGAAACAAGUGUCUAUAUUUAUAAGCUAAUGUUUGUUUCAUUGCAGGUAUCUAACCAUUGUAGCAAAAUGUAUCCCUUGUGUUUAGCUUAUAGGUUUAUACCACAGAUGCAUUUGGUUUGGCACUUCACUUCAGCAAAUGUUAAAGUGCAUAGGUCAUAGCUACCUCAGUUAUAUUUAAGUCUGGUUUAAUGUAGAUUUAGCAUACAACAUUGAAGAUUUUAUCAUCAAAUGUACCACUAGACUAGUACUGCUUUGUUGCCAUUGUUUUAACUUGCUGGAAGGACUUGGUUGCACACAAAUACCAUUCCAAUAUAAUUCAAGAAAUACAACCCCUUAAUGUGUACACGGUUAUACUGGUAUAGCAUAUUCCCAUAACGGAUGAUGCUUGGUAGCUAUGCUGUACAGGUAUAACAAUGUUUACAUUAGGGAUUGUUCUGUGUAGCUGUUUAAGGGAGGGGGGGACACAUUCCUUACUGAAAAGCUACACUAUUAAAAAAAACCGUGCUUGGACCAGAUGUAGGACUUUUUUUUAAGAGUCCUGCAAAACUAUACCUGCUGUAUAAGAACUUGCUGAUCAGUAGCACUUUUGUAGGGAGAAGACUUAAUCAGCAAAUUCUUUAGAAAACUAAAUCAUACUUUUGAACUACAGGAGCAGUUCAGUAGAGCAAAUGAUGUUAAUGUGAGCAAUGGAUGCGGUCUGCACUUUGAGCCUUAAAAUCUUAAUAAUAUUUUUGUCCGACUUGAAGUUUUGACUGGGUCAGCAAAAUUCUAUUUAAUGCCAGAUUUCUCUAUUCUUGAAUGUUAAGAAAAAAUUUUAUAUUUUUUUGAAAAAGUAGUGUAUAUUAACAGUAAAGAUGGCACUAUGAAAGCUGGAAUAUACUGUACAUUUUCAAUAUGUGAAUCUUGCUCUUAUGUCUGUUUGAACUAGGGCUUAUCCAACAAAUUUCACAUAUACAUAUGUUGAGUCUGUCUGAGGAAAUGUUGCUAAAAGAUGGGCAUAAUUUUUAAUUUGUUUUAUUAAGAAGUUUCCUACGAAAAAAUAUUUUUUUAUUCCACUGGAAUAUAAAUGUGAUUAUUUCUUUCAGAAUGCACCCACAGGACAUUAUCUAUUUCUUAACCUCAAACUGAAAAUUGUAAGAAUAUUAUUGGAAAGAUACCUGCCUGGAUAGUCUUUUAAGAAUUAAAAUAUAUUGCAAAUUCAGUGCAAAUUAAAUUAGCUUAUCAUGAAAGUUGGUUAGACACAGUUAUAAGGAUGGAUCUGUUACUAAUUCAUAACCAAAAAACAUUGGUCAAAAUUAUAUCCCUAUUGAAACUAAGGGGAGUCUUGCUGUUGCCUUCAAUGAUGCCAGGAUUUAAUUUUUCAUUUCAAAUAUAUGUAAUCAUAUAUUUAGUUCUGGUUUCUAAAUAAAUGGCAAGCAACAUACUUAAACAUUGUAUUAUUUGUGAAAUCAGAGUGCUUAAAUGUAUGGAAGUGGCUCAAGAAGGACGUAAUACAUUUUAUAGUGUCCAUAUAAUAGGCAAUCCCAUUUCUAUUACACAUAAAGAAAUGUAUUUUUAAGGCAAUUAAACUAUUUAGAAAGGUUGAAAAGGUUGUAACAAGCUGUUUGUAACAGGAAUGCAAAUAAAUGUUUGUUAAAAGUUA